This is a messenger RNA of Lycium barbarum (goji berry), 1507 nucleotides long. RefSeq names its product sulfite oxidase. Gene Ontology annotation, molecular function: oxidoreductase activity; molybdenum ion binding. The transcript has 13 exons. NCBI's taxonomy places the organism in Eukaryota, Viridiplantae, Streptophyta, Magnoliopsida, Solanales, Solanaceae. The coding region runs from base 85 to 1311 and encodes 408 amino acids. The record is from RefSeq and is a predicted model, not a curated record. Gene Ontology annotation, cellular component: mitochondrion.
CGUCACGUAGUAGGACCCGCUCCAAUAUUUAUACAAAACUCCGUCAUCUCUCUCCCACUCACACAGGACACUGAGAAAUAAGAGAUGCCUGGAAUUAAAGGACCCUCCGAUUAUUCGCGAGAACCCCGUCGCCAUCCUUCCCUCAAAAUUAAUGCCAAGGAACCCUUUAAUGCUGAGCCAACGCGUUCUGAUCUGAUUUCAUCUUAUGUCACUCCUGUUGAUUUCUUUUACAAGAGGAACCAUGGACCCAUACCGGUUGUGGAUGACAUUGAGAGGUAUUCCAUUUCUCUACGUGGUCUUGUUGAAAAUUCCAAGGAGCUGUUUAUGAAGGAUAUUUGGAAGCUUCCAAAAUAUACGGUUACUGCCACUUUACAGUGUGCUGGUAACAGAAGAACUGCUAUGAGCAAGAGUCGGACAGUGAGAGGAGUUGGUUGGGAUAUUUCUGCUAUAGGAAACGAAAACUUGAGAAAUAGAUUAGAUCGGAUGGAGAAGUCGCAAAUAGCUGUUUGGGGUGGGGCGAAACUGGCAGAUGUUCUAAAAUUAGUUGGGAUACCUUAUUUGACAAGUAUCACACAAUCUGGAGGAAAGCAUGUUGAAUUUGUGAGCAUUGACAAGUGUAAGGAGGAAAAAGGAGGCCCUUAUAAGGCAUCAAUUCCAUUGAAUCAGGCUACAAACCCCGAAGCUGAUGUUCUGCUGGCUUAUGAGAUGAAUGGCGAGCCACUCAAUAGGGAUCAUGGCUAUCCGCUGCGUGUGGUUGUCCCAGGUGUGAUAGGUGCCCGGUCAGUUAAGUGGCUUGAUUCCAUCAAUAUCAUUGCCGAAGAAUGUCAGGGAUUCUUUAUGCAAAAAGACUACAAGAUGUUUCCACCAACAGUGAACUGGGAUAACAUCAACUGGUCUACUAGGAGACCGCAGAUGGACUUCCCUGUUCAGAGUGCAAUAUGUUCCCUGGAGGAUGUGUGUGUUGUAAAGCAUGGAAAGAUAACCAUCAAGGGGUACGCAGUAUCAGGAGGCGGGCGUGGCAUAGAAAGGGUAGACGUGUCUAUUGAUGGUGGUAAAAGUUGGGUGGAAGCCACCAGAUACCAGAGAAUUGGCAUUCCAUAUAUUGCUGAUGAUUCAGGUAGUGACAAAUGGGCGUGGGUCUUUUUUGAAGCUGAGGCAAAUAUCCCCCAGAGUGCGGAAAUAGUUGCUAAAGCGGUGGAUAUAGCUGCAAAUGUCCAACCUGAAAGUAUAGAUUCUAUUUGGAAUCUGAGAGGAAUCCUGAACACCUCAUGGCAUCGGGUUCAAGUCCGAGUUGGACAAGCAAAUCUUUAGGCUGUGUUUCAUGUUUUGAGCGGAUGACAGUAUUCAGCAUCACAGGCCAUGGUUGUCUGUAUCUUCGUAGAUUAAAAUGAAAGUAACCUGUUUUCUUUGUUGUCUCAAAAUACAAUGGAAAUAAUGUAUUCAUAAUAAUAAUAAUCUGGAAGUGGUUGCAGCUUGACAAUCGGCUGUGUUAGCUUCUUUCCCCGUA